This is a messenger RNA of Sinocyclocheilus grahami, 812 nucleotides long. Its product is annotated as mitochondrial coenzyme A transporter SLC25A42-like. The record is from RefSeq and is a predicted model, not a curated record. The transcript has 3 exons. Lineage: Eukaryota; Metazoa; Chordata; Actinopteri; Cypriniformes; Cyprinidae. Gene Ontology annotation, biological process: transmembrane transport. The coding region runs from base 1 to 609 and encodes 202 amino acids.
AUGUUGUUUUGCAGAGCUCUGCCGCCUGUGCCGCGGCUGCUGGCCGGUUCGCUGGCGGGAACCACGGCUGCCAUGAUCACAUAUCCGCUGGACAUGGUCCGAGCGCGCAUGGCCGUCACACCCAAAGAGAUGUACAGUAACAUCCUGCACGUGUUCGUGCGAAUCUCUCGCGAGGAGGGGCUGCAGACGCUCUACAGAGGAUUCACUCCCACCAUCCUCGGCGUCAUGCCGUAUGCAGGACUCAGCUUCUUCACCUACGAGACGCUCAAGAAAAUCCACGCAGAACACACGGGCCGCUCUCAUCCAUUCUCGUACGAGCGUCUGGCGUUCGGUGCGUGCGCAGGAUUGAUCGGUCAGUCGGCCUCUUACCCGCUGGACGUGGUGCGCAGACGCAUGCAGACGGCGGGAGUCACCGGACACACCUACGGCAGCAUCUCGGGCACCAUGCGGGAGAUCGUGACGGAGGAGGGCGUGAUCCGCGGCCUCUACAAGGGCCUGAGCAUGAACUGGGUCAAAGGGCCCAUCGCCGUCGGCAUCAGCUUCAUGACCUUCGACCUCAUGCAGAUCCUACUGCGCAAACUUCAGCAGUUCAGCCACAGUGCGCGGUAGCUGAAAAACACAACAUUUAAUAGUUUUUUUGUUUUUAACCUGAGCAAAUGCUGCCAAUGAGGACGACGGGAAAUGCCUGGCGUCGUGUGACUAGUCUAAAGUUCUGUUUUUUGAUGCAAAAGCAUAUGUGCACUGCAAAAAGGAUUUUUUUACUUGGUAUUUUUAUCUUGUUUUCCGGUACAAAUGUCUAAACAUUUUUUUAA